Messenger RNA from Liolophura sinensis, 2508 nucleotides. RefSeq lists its product as uncharacterized. Gene Ontology annotation, biological process: chromosome segregation; mitotic cell cycle. Lineage: Eukaryota; Metazoa; Mollusca; Polyplacophora; Chitonida; Chitonidae. The record is from RefSeq and is a predicted model, not a curated record. Bases 295 to 1869 code for a protein of 524 amino acids. The transcript is spliced from 10 exons. Gene Ontology annotation, cellular component: spindle microtubule; kinetochore; outer kinetochore.
CUUCCACAUAAUUCUCCUACGUCACUGGUACGAAACAACUGGAAGCACAUCACCACAAGAACGAACAGCAGCAUCCACGUCGUGUGGGUAUUCGCAGGACGUGCUAUUGUGGAACCGAAAGGCGAGUCCCUGCGCUGAGCAGACAUUGGUACACAGUCCUGUGAACGGUCAGGAUUCCUCUGCACCCACUUGACAGUCAGGACUCGUCAUGUCCCAGCACGUGCGAGAUCUCGCUUCCUGUACAGAUUUUCUGUUUGGGAAUUUGUGGUCUGAUGGUGUUGUAUUAAACAGAAGAUGUCUGGUAUGAAUGCCAAAGGGUUUUUUGACCAACUGCGUCAACUGUCAAAGGACAUAGGCUCAAACAUAGACACCCUUAAAGCUAGGAUCGAAUGUCCAGCUAGAACAGACUAUGCUUCUAACGCAGUUAUCAAGCUGCAAGAGAUGAGGAAGGAAAUGAAGACACUCAAGGCUGAUAGCGAAGUUGUGUUAGAAAAUUGUCGGAAGAAGACUGCAGACUUCGGAGAUGUUCUUGCAGCCUGUCAGCAGCUGGUACAAUCUCACAAGACAACAACACUGGCCCUGGAGUCUUUUCUGAAGCAAUAUGGGUACACUACUUGGGAUGAGCUCAAGAGCAAAGAAGCAGAAAGCCAACAGAAGAAAGAAGAAGUACCUAAUGAAGCAAAUUCAGAGCAAGCCAAUGACUCUUCAGUAACCUCAGUGCAAACACCAGAGAGCAAAUCCAGUAGGAGAGGCAAAGGCACGCCUAAAUUAGAAGACUAUGUCUUCAGUGAGUACACUAUGCAUGCCCGUAGUCAGUGGAUGAACAAAGAUGUGAAAACAGCGACGAAUCUGUCAUUGGCACUAGCUGAAAGACAGGCGCCACAAAGUGAGAGUUCCGAACCAGCUAGGCCUAAGACAGCAGAUGUACCUGAGACGACUUCUAGAAAUGUUUAUAGUGACUCGGUGAGAACACCACUAUGUAGAGGAGAUGUACCGCAUUAUGGAACACCUAAACUGGAGGAGUUUGAGUUUAGUGAGCAUACAAUGCAACUGAUCAACAUUCUGAAAACUGGCAAGGAUGCAGUUGUAGAAAACACACCUUUAGCCCUGAAACAAGGUGCAUACAGUGAGUUUGGCUAUGACAGCCCCCAGCAGCCAGUACCAGCCAAAUUCAUGAAUGAUGGUGUGUUAGUGACUCCGAGUAUAGGGAAUGGCCAGCCUUAUCCGACAGAGACACCAGCCUACCACAUCGGAGGUGCCUAUGGCUUUGGGACACAGGAGAGUCCUUAUCAAACAAUUGAGCGAUCACGGCAAGAAAACACCUUCAGGAGAGACCAGACUGCAAUCAAACUGGAGGACCAUUUAGAUUUCACAGAGGACCUGUCAUUGCCUCAGCCUCCCAUUAGACGGCUUGACAAUGAACUUGUGGGCAAGAUGCCCAGUAAACCAACACUGUUAACCUCUGAGGCAGGUCAGAUAGCGAGACCCACCCCUCCAGAACCUCAGCUUCUCUCCUCCAGGCUGCAGAGGCUCCAGAUUGCCAGUUCCAAGAGCUACCUGGACAGUACCCCACCUGAGCCAGAGCUCCUCACGGUCAGACUUAACACCAUGCAGGUGGGGCAGAGAGUGAACCUGCUGAACACCAAACUAGACAACCCUGCCCCACAAAGGCUGGAGCAGCUGUCCCAGAGACUGACCAAGCAGAAGGAAGCCGUCUCCCACAUCAUCAUGGCUAGUCACAUGGAGAAGACUGUGCCAGGCUUGCCCAAGCCUCUGGAUGAGCGGGCCUAUCCCAUGAGUGCUAUGCCGGCCCCACCCAAACUCCUGGGCAAAUAUGACUUCCUUGACUCAGAGAAUGUGCCACCAUAAUGGUGUUAUUACUUCCCAUUUGCUGUGUGCAAGUAUCAUUAAGCUCUCUAUUAUAGUAGUGUGUACUGUGUCGUAGUAUGAGGUCAGGUAAUGAGGAGGAAACUAUGGUAACAGUAAGGAAUAAAAUUGUAUAUGUUAAGUGGCCACUGCUGGACAUGUGGGCCGAGGUGUUGUUGCUGACUUGACCCAUUCGACCACCUGUAAGGUUAUAUCAUUUCAUCUAAAGUUAGUAUGUAAAAAUGUACUUUCCAGCGCAUAUACAGGCAUUUAAAUCAUACUUUUGAUGCAAACACUGAUCAAAAACUUCGCAAAAAUCAUCAGUGGACCUAUAAGGUGGAUAUGAGUCCAUCAGAAUCAAGAAAAAUAUGUCAGAAAAAUCAGAAUUAAGAAAAUUGCGAAACUUUAGGUGAUGUACAGUAUGUGUGGAACUGUAUGUCCAUCUGUGUGGCUGGUUGGUAUGUGUUGAACUGUAUGUCCAUCUACGUGGGUGAUUGGUAUGUUUUGAACUGUAUGUCCAUCUGCAUGGUGGGUUGGUAUGUGUUGAACUGUAUGUCCAUCUACGUGGGUUGUUGGUAUGUGUUGAACUGUAUGUCCAUCUACUUGGCUGGUUGGUAUGUGUUGAACUGUAUGUCCAUCUAC